Molecule: messenger RNA, 5051 nt
Organism: Ailuropoda melanoleuca (giant panda)
Lineage: Eukaryota; Metazoa; Chordata; Mammalia; Carnivora; Ursidae
Gene: ZNF140
Product: zinc finger protein 140
Exons: 4
Coding region: 2586-3983 (465 amino acids)
Biological process (GO): regulation of transcription by RNA polymerase II
Cellular component (GO): nucleus
Molecular function (GO): DNA-binding transcription activator activity, RNA polymerase II-specific; RNA polymerase II cis-regulatory region sequence-specific DNA binding
Source: RefSeq, a predicted model, not a curated record
UCGCUUCCGGUUAGGCUCUAGGUCUCGGGCUGUGGGCAUGGGGCAUUCUGGGAGUCGUAGUUGAGGCCAAUGGUAUUUGUCUCGGGGCGCCACUGCCUCCCCUGCCGGGCGCUGUGGGAGUCACAGUGUGCGAGGAGAGCGUUCCUUCCCUCGCCCGGAGGCCGCGGUGGGUCCUGGGAAGUGUAGUCGUCUAGGACCGCCUUCUCUGGCGCCGUGUGAGGAGGAGCGGGGCGCUCCAGCAGGCACUGUAUGAGAGUACGCUCCCGCCCUCGCCGGCGGCCGCGGUGGGUCCUGCUCUGCCGUGAGCGCCGAUCCGACGUCCGCAGCGCCGGCCGUGAGCCAUGCCUCAGGUAAGCCGCACUGUGCCCGCCUUCUGGAUGCAGCUGCGUUGUGCAGGCCGUGGUGCCCUAGGCUUGCUUUCUCCGGAGCCUCCCGCCCCGGGCUCCCCUUUCGCCGCUCGCGCGGACUGGGGUGUGGGGCGGUGCGCGACAACCUCUGGACGGGGGCGCGUGUCUGACCCCGCUCGCGAGUUUUAGGGGAAGAAGGGGCAGCCAGCGGUGCCGGUGUUUCUUCCUUUUCGCAGUGUUAGAGCGAGGGCUGCUUGACUCUGUCUUCGCGCCCGCUGCCCCUUUAUUCCCCCUAUUUUUAUUAGGCGUGUGAUUUCUGGAGCAGCAGCAUCGGCAUCGCCGGAGAACUGGCUGAAGUGUCUGUUCAUGAGUUCAGCCCAGACCUUUUGAAUCAGAAACUCUGGGUGUGCGGCUCCAGGCGCUCUUGCACCAGUCACUUUCAAGUGAUGCGUGACCCAUCCUAAGUCUUGGGGGUGCAGCAGGAGCAAAACAAAAUCUGUGGCACUUGCGCUUCACAGACGUGGGGGAUGAGCUCGCCAGCCAUUCUGAUUGAGUCUGCUUUUCUUUCCACUUCUCUGCUUCGUGUCGUGUCAUAUUUGUCUCCAAAUCCGGAUGCUCCCCACGUUGUGCUGGGGAGCGCAGUUUCCGUCUGUGCUGCACAGUCCACUGUGUAGGAAAUUGCUUUAUUAGUCGAUCAUGUUUUAACUUUUACUCUGUGUGUGGGGGUGAGAGUGAGAGGGAGGAGCCGCAGAGGGAGAGAGAAUCCUGGAGCAGAGUCCCCACUGAGUGCAGAAUCCGGGGCUCCCUCCCAGGACUCCAAGAUUGUGACCUGAAAUCAGGAGUCAGCUAGUUGCUCAAAGGCCUGAGCCACCCAGGCGCCCCUAAAACGAUGUUUUUAACUGUAAAACAUAACUGCCAUACAUCUGGGGCUCAGACUAGCCUGGCAUCUUUUAAAAUUUCUGUUCAUGCUUAAUGGUUAUGUGGAUUAUUUAAGUUGGGCAAAACCAGGCUGCAAAGCAGGGCCUUAUUGUUACCCCUAUCUCCAAGGAGAACAGGUUCCAUUCUGGGAGAUAUUAAGUUUCUUCCUGGGGUUUUCCUUCACACUUGACUGCUUCCCUUCCUUCUUGUUCUGACAUUGCUUAAAUAACCGCUCGGUUUCAUAGCUGUUUCCUCUGGAAUGGGGACAACUGUCAUGCAGUUGAGUGCAUGCCCGUUUUCAAGGGUGCUGCUGCUGUCUGCUCUGGCCAGUUGUUACUGAUGCAGUUUUUGAAUGUAGGUGGGGUCCGGAGCUGACAGCUAAGAGAGAAUUCUUGAGACGUCUUUGGUGCAAAAAGGUGAUUUUAUUAAAACCUGGGGACUGGACCCGUGGGCAGAGAGAGCUGCUGCAUUGGAGCUGUGGGGGGUGACUGAUUAUAUACAUGGGAGUUGGGGAAGGUAAGGAAAAAGGGAGGUUUUCAAAAGAACUUUCAGAUGCUGAAGAGGACCUGCAAGAUAUUGGGGUGUUGCCAUUGUCAAGGUAAGGUUGUUUUUUUCCUCUAGCAAGGCAUUAACGGUAAGACAGUUGGGAGUUUCCUUCCAGAAGUUAGGUUAUUGAUAAGAAUGCUUUUUUCUUGUAAAUCACUAAGACAUUUGUAAACUGAGGGAGACUCUUGUCUUGCAGGACUUGAAUCUCUAUAAAUAAACCAUUUGUUUUUCCUUCCGUUAGCUUUAGAGCAGCCAGGAGUGCCUGAGGAUUGUCACACGUAACCCACCUGGGAUUUGGGGUGUGUGUGGGGGGGGUUGUGCUGUGUCAGCUUGUGCGUUGUCCUCAGCUUGCCUUCUGCUUCCUCAUCAGUUACCAGGAAGAAAUCUUGCCAAAUCAUUAAAAUAGGGCUGCCAUUAAAGAACAUAUACAUUGUCUGUUAAAUACAAAGGGAUUGUCUUCACUAUUCAUUAAGUGCUGUAAGAGUCUAAGAACUUUAACAACAAACAGCCAGAAAUUCAUGUUUACAUGUAUAAUCCUUUAUCUUUCACAAAAUUGUUAAUGAUCUCAGGACAAAUUGCAUUUAUUUUUUCCCCUGUUCUCCAAUUAUACAAUAAAACGAAACAGCUAGGCUCUUACACUCUCACUGAUUUCUCGAAUUCUGAGAACUCCCGUUUCUACUGCUUACCUACGCUGUCUGCUCUCUACAGCGGGACUCACUUCCCUCCUCCAUCAGGGCCUUCAGGAGCACGGCUGUUGGCUGUGCAGGUAUCUGUAUGUCAUUUCAGGGCUCAGUGUCAUUCAGAGAUGUGGCCAUUGACUUCUCCCAGGAGGAGUGGGAAUGGCUUCAGCCUGCUCAGCGGGAUUUGUACAGACACGUAAUGUUGGAGAACUAUGGCCACCUGGUCUCACUGGCAGGUCUUAACAUUUCUAAGCCAUAUGUGGUUUCCUUAUUGGAGCAGGGGAGAGAGCCCUGGCUGGAGAAAGCAGAGGUGAGAAGAGAUCUGUUUUCAGAGUCAAAUGGUGAUAUCAAAGAGUUUUCUCCAAAAAAUGUCAUAUAUGAAGAUGGCUCAUCCCAGUAUUUGGUAGUGGAACGAAUUCUAAACCAAGACCCUGAAUAUUCCAGUUUUAAAGGAGGCUGGAAAUGUGAGGAAGAUACUCAGAUGCAAGGACAUCAGGGAUGCAUCAGGCAAGUGACUGUCUCUCAUCAGGGAGCCCUGUCUCAGCACAUGAGUGUCAAUACCGUGGAGAGGCCCUACGGAUGUCAUGAAUGUGGAAAAACUUUCAGUCGGCGCUUUUCCCUUGUGUUACACCAGAGAACUCAUACUGGAGAGAAACCCUACGUAUGUAAGGAAUGUGGCAAAACCUUUAGUCAGAUCUCAAACCUUGUGAAACAUCAGAUGAUACAUACUGGAAAGAAACCCCAUGAGUGUAAAGACUGUAAUAAAACAUUCAGUUACCUCUCAUUCCUCAUUGAACACCAGAGAACACAUACUGGGGAGAAACCCUAUGAAUGUACUGAAUGUGGAAAGGCCUUUAGCCGUGCCUCAAACCUCACACGACAUCAGAGGAUUCACAUAGGAAAGAAACAGUAUAUAUGUAGGAAAUGUGGGAAAGCCUUUAGCAGUGGCUCAGAACUUAUCCGCCACCAGAUUACACAUACUGGAGAGAAACCUUAUGAAUGCACUGAAUGUGGGAAGGCCUUUCGCCGCUCUUCACACCUUACUCGGCAUCAGAGCAUCCACACCACCAAAACCCCCUACGAAUGUAACGAAUGUAGGAAGGCCUUCCGUUGCCACUCAUUCCUUAUUAAACACCAGAGAAUUCAUGCCGGAGAAAAGCUCUAUGAGUGUGAUGAAUGUGGUAAGGUUUUCACGUGGCAUGCAUCCCUUAUGCAACAUAUGAAAAUUCAUACUGGAGAAAAGCCCUAUGCAUGUACUGAAUGUGAUAAAACCUUUAGUCGGAGCUUUUCCCUCAUUCUACAUCAGAUAACUCACACUGGGGAGAAACCCUAUGUAUGUAAGGUAUGCAAUAAAUCCUUCAGCUGGAGCUCAAACCUUGCCAAACAUCAGAGAACACACACCCUAGAGAGCCCCUAUGAAUAUGAAAAUUCAUUUAGUUAUCACUCAUUCCUUACGGAGCACAAAGGAAUUCGCACUACAGAGAAAACCUAACAGUGUAUGGAUUUAAAAAAAAAAAAAAAACAGCUAAUGCCUUACUUUGACUUCAGAGGACUCCUGGAAAGAAGCCUUAAGUGAAUAUGUUGAAUGUGAACAAGGUGGGUCAUACUUGAUUUAACAUCCUGGAAAAUAAUAACCCAGGAAUAUGUCGGAAAGCCAUUAGUAGCUGCUCAUUCUUUCUGUAACAUCAGAAGAUGAAAUCAGUACUGAGAAGACUUCAUUUGGUAGGAUUCCCUCACUCGACAUUUGUAAAUUCCUACCAGGGAAGGACACAUGGCCAAUAAAUGUGAGAAAGCUUUUAUUUAGAAAUUGGCCCCAAUUCUGCAUCUGUCAGCUCAAACAGGACAGUGUGUGGGCAAGGCUGCACUUUCUCCUGGACAUCAGAAAAUUCAUAAUGAAGCAGUCAUGCAAAUGCAGUGAUUUGGCAAUGUCUUUGUGUACCAUGCAAUAUUAAGUUUGAAAAUACUCUUCUAAAGAGAAAAGGCAACCCUAUAAAGGAACUGAAUAGAGGGUGAAUUUCUGCUGCUUUUCAGAACUGCAGAAUUAUACUGGGGAGAAAACUAUUGUAAGGAGUGUGGCAAAAUCUUAGUUCUCAGAAGUCCUACUGGAGGGAAUUUAUGGGAGUUUUUUUUUGGGGGGAUUAUUUUUGUUUUAAAGCAAACUCAGAAAAGAAAGCUAUGAAUAAAUACUUUGUUUUUAGUUAAUUAAUCUGGUACUUGCAGAGUUUUUUCCACAGCAUGUGUCAUUCUGAAGAUGCAAAUACCACAGUAUUGACAUCAGCAGUGAAGACUAGCAUGCAUUUGUAGAAACAUACAUGGUUACAGAAACAUUUUUAGUAUUUUGUGGCUUUAACUGUGAGAGUUUAGAUUUAAGGUUAUGCUAACUCCUGUCUGUCCUUGAAUAUGACUAGACCUCUCUUAGCCUGAAGCAGACGUAGAUAAGUUAUGUCGCAGGAAAAUGCCAAGGUGGUUCUCCUCUUUCGAUCCACGUACAGUGGGAACAUUCCUUUUGUAAGCACAUAUUUGUCAAAAUAAACCAGAUGAUGUUUUUACUCUCCACGUA